GGAGGGAGGCGCGAAGAGGGCGCGAGGGUGGCAGCUGGAGGGAGCCGCCGCCCCUGCCCGCUCAGGUCCCCGUGGGGCGCAUGGGGCGCUUCGAGGCGGGAUCGCGCGCGGGCCUCGCGCCCAGCCUCCUGCUGUCUUGAGAAGCCGCGCCGGGACGCCCCCCAGACCCCGUGCUGCCGGGAGGAUGACCAUGGCCGGGGGCAGGAGGGGACUGGUGGCUCCGCAAAACACGUUUCUGGAGAAUAUUGUCCGCCGGUCCAAUGAUACUAAUUUUGUGUUGGGGAAUGCGCAGAUAGUGGACUGGCCUAUCGUGUACAGCAAUGAUGGAUUUUGCAAGCUGUCUGGCUAUCACAGGGCGGAAGUGAUGCAAAAAAGCAGUACCUGCAGUUUUAUGUAUGGGGAGCUGACUGAUAAGGACACAAUCGAGAAGGUGCGGCAAACAUUUGAGAACUAUGAGAUGAAUUCCUUUGAAAUUUUGAUGUACAAGAAGAACAGGACACCUGUGUGGUUCUUUGUGAAAAUUGCUCCAAUUCGAAACGAACAGGAUAAAGUGGUUUUAUUUCUCUGCACUUUCAGUGACAUAACAGCUUUCAAACAGCCAAUUGAGGAUGAUUCAUGUAAAGGAUGGGGGAAGUUUGCUCGGCUGACCAGAGCACUGACGAGCAGCAGGGGGGUGCUGCAGCAGCUGGCUCCCAGUGUGCAAAAAGGCGAGAAUGUCCACAAGCACUCCCGUCUGGCGGAGGUCCUGCAGCUGGGCUCAGACAUCCUUCCCCAAUACAAGCAAGAGGCACCAAAGACUCCCCCUCACAUCAUCUUACAUUACUGUGUUUUUAAGACCACGUGGGAUUGGAUCAUCUUGAUCUUAACCUUCUACACAGCCAUCUUGGUCCCUUACAAUGUCUCCUUUAAAACCAGGCAGAACAACGUGGCCUGGCUGGUUGUGGAUAGCAUCGUGGAUGUCAUCUUCUUGGUGGACAUUGUGCUGAAUUUUCAUACUACCUUUGUUGGACCAGCGGGGGAGGUGAUUUCCGACCCCAAACUCAUCCGCAUGAACUACCUGAAGACGUGGUUUGUGAUUGACCUUCUGUCCUGUUUGCCCUAUGAUGUCAUCAACGCUUUUGAGAACGUGGAUGAGGGCAUCAGCAGCCUGUUCAGCUCGCUGAAAGUCGUCCGGCUGCUUCGUCUGGGACGAGUGGCCCGUAAGCUGGACCACUACAUUGAAUAUGGAGCUGCCGUGCUGGUCCUGCUGGUGUGCGUGUUUGGGCUGGCUGCUCACUGGAUGGCCUGCAUUUGGUACAGCAUCGGGGACUACGAGAUCUUCGACGAGGACACCAAGACCAUCCGCAACAACAGCUGGCUUUACCAGCUGGCAAUGGACAUUGGUACCCCUUACCAGUUUAAUGGGUCCGGCUCAGGAAAAUGGGAAGGUGGUCCCAGCAAGAAUUCUGUCUACAUCUCCUCGUUGUAUUUCACCAUGACCAGCCUCACCAGCGUGGGCUUUGGAAACAUUGCCCCGUCCACAGACAUCGAGAAGAUCUUUGCAGUGGCCAUCAUGAUGAUUGGCUGUAAGUACGACAGUUGCUAG
Molecule: messenger RNA, 1585 nt
Organism: Ceratotherium simum simum (southern white rhinoceros)
Lineage: Eukaryota; Metazoa; Chordata; Mammalia; Perissodactyla; Rhinocerotidae
Source: RefSeq, a predicted model, not a curated record